AUGGAUCAAUUUAUUCCUAACUUGCGUGAUGAAACAGUUCAAUCAGCAGUAAAAGUGAUAUUGGGUUAUAGUGCGCAAGAUUCUAUUCUUUAUUCCGCAAUUGUCGCAUUAACUAACUUUUUUAUAUUAACAUAUAACAUAUUUAAAUAUUUUAACAUAUUGGCGAUAAUUUUAGAUGCUGUGGUCCAUCUAGGAUUUGGUGUCGUUAUUGAACCGCAUUUAUCUUUUCGCCUUCGUUCCCCGUAUUUUCCAUUAGGCAAAAUUGGAGGUACGCCAUCAUGGUUGAAUCCUAUCAAUAUUCCUUCUGGUGAAUCUCUUUCAUGUCGUUUGUGUUCGAAACAAAUGGCAUUUCUUCUUCAAAUAUAUACAGGUAAUCCAAACAAUGAUCAUGAUUUUCAUCGAUAUAUUUUCAUAUUUAUCUGCAGGAAUCCAUCUUGUUCUCAGAUAAAUGAUGCGUCAAACAUUCGUGUGUUUCGUUGCCAGCUUCCGAGAAUAAAUCCUUAUUAUUCUCCCGAUUAUCCACUUGAUCCUGAUGUUGAUGGCGAUAUACCCGAUCCUUACGCUAAUUCUUCUUAUCCAACUCUUUGCAAAAUUUGUGGUUGCUUUGCCUCGAAAAAAUGCGCUCGAUGUAGUUCUGCAUGGUAUUGUUGCCGCGAUCAUCAAGUUUUAGACUGGUCUUUUUCACAUAAAUCUGCCUGUGGUUUCUCGAAAGAUAAUGAAAAAUCAGUCGAUGAUAAAAAAGGUUGCAUCAGUGGAGAGUUUAUAAUACCUAAGCGUGGUACAGCAUUAAAUCCAUUCGUUUUUCCUGAAUAUGGUAUUGAAAUGGAUGAAGAAAAUGUUUCGCGCUUAGAAAACAUUAAAGACAGUGAUGAUAGCGGCGAUGAUGACGAUGAUGAUAAUGUGCUAGCACAACGAAUGAAAGAUUAUCAUGAGUAUAUUAAUGAAAAUGAACUGGUAAAUGGAUUACCAAAUGCGGACUUUGAGGGUGUCGAAGAUUCGGUUGUGCAGGAUAACGCCUUCAAAAAGUUCAGCAAAAUUUCAAAUAUUUUUUUCCAGGUCGUUUCGUUGAAUCCUGAGCAGAUUCUCCGUUACAAUCGAAAAGGUACACCACUUUUGGCUACUGAUAAUGCUCCUUAUCAUAAUUUGGUCCCACCAUGUAAAAUAUGUGGUGCAUCUCGUUGUUUUGAACUUCAACUUAUGCCACAUUUAUUGUCCUUGCUUGAUGUAGAUUCUGUUGGUGCAAGUAUUGACUGGGGAACAGUGAUGAUUUAUACUUGCGCAUCUAAUUGUCGAAUCGAAUAUGAUGGUUAUAUGGAAGAAUGGGCAAUCAAACAAGAUUUCACUAGUCCCUAA
Messenger RNA from Dracunculus medinensis (Guinea worm), 1353 nucleotides. NCBI's taxonomy places the organism in Eukaryota, Metazoa, Nematoda, Chromadorea, Rhabditida, Dracunculidae. The record is from the annotation of a GenBank genome assembly.